GCAGCGGAGCUGAUAAGCUGUGACUUCUAUGACUGGAACUUCUGCAAAUGGUCUUCAAUGGGCGCUUCAACGUCAAGAUGGGUGUUUGGGAUCAACCGGUCCUCUAGCCUGGGCCCUCGCUCAUAUCCAGCAGAUACAACGAAAGGAAGCAUAGCCUACAUAACAGGGUCACGUCUGGCGAAGUUACAAGGGGCAGCGGCGCUUCAAUCACCAAUGGUUGGACCCCAGUCAGAACCAGCCUGCUUCUCCUUUUGGUAUCACAUGUUCGGUGGUCGUGACAUUUGGCUGCAACUGACCCUAAAUAAGUCUCCCAUGGCGGGCGGGUUGAAAAAAACCAUGGUGCUUUUCCUGCAACGUCAUCGCACCACAGCCGACCGAUGGUACAACGUCCGAAGGACACUGAGCUUGGAUAGCGUUCAUAACAAGAUGGUUUUCGUGGUGGCAAAUUUCAAGCCUCUGCGUAAUGAUGCGAUGGUCGCUCUAGGACCUUUCGAGCUAACCAUGGGAGCAUGCGACGUGGUAACAGACGGAAGAGGUUAUUGUGACUUCGAGUUCGACACUUGCGGUUGGACUGCAGCCACCACAUGGAGAAGAACGAGUAACUAUGCAUCGAUGGUGGGCCCAGAUGCGUCCUCGGUACCAGACGAUUCCCUUUACUGCUUGACAGCCAGGCCACCCAACGUACCACGUGAUGGUGCCUUGCUCACUAGCCCCGAGUGGCCCGGUCAAAAGCAACCUCAAUGCCUCGAGUUCUGGUACAAGUACGGUGGAAAAACUGACCCAACAUUACAGGUGGAAGUUAAGGCAGAAGGGAAGAGUGAAGUUGUGUGGCAGCUGCUGCCAUACCCCGAAAACGAUUGGAUGCUCGCACGUGUGGAGAUAUCGCAAUAUAAAACAUUCAAGGUGGUAUUCCGGGCGAAAUUUGGAAGCGACCCUACUCAAUUUGUGAGCCUGGACAAUGUCAUCCUGCGGCCUGAGCCCUGUGUCCACCCCGCCGAGUGCGACUUCAUUGACGGCCUUUGUGGCUACGUGAACAAAUUUCAAGGAAACUUCCAGUGGCUCGUGGGCACGGGUCGCUACGAAGUUUCUGUGCUCCAACCAGCGGUUCCUCGCGAAAAGGAUACACCUCCAUUCGCCUACCUUGACUUGACCACUGGCACCACGGACUCAGUUCUUCCCGGCAUAAACACCGUGAAAGGAGAUCCCAAUACAGCGCAGCUUCGUAGUCCUCUGUUUGACGUCAGGAAUGACAAUACCCAGCUGACCAUACAGUACUACAGACGAGGAUCAGAUAUAAUUGCUGCAGAUGCCUCAGUUACCUGUUACGGAAAAGCCUUCAACAAGGCCCAACCUGAGGUGCAAUCCUCGACCGAAAUGAACGAAGAAUCACAGUGGACAGCAUUAAAUGUUCCAGUUAAACGGGGCUCUCGCUGUCAGGUUGCAGUGAGUGUGACUCGAGGCCGAAGCACCAACGGCACGAUGGCCAUCUCCUCUGUAAAGAUCAUCACGUCAACACCAGCUGUCAAGCCAGGGGAAACUACGGACUCGCCUACUCGGUGCACAUUCGAAGAUGGCACAAUGUGUGGAUGGAACUCUGGAACGUUGUCCAAUCAGUGGUUUCUGAACGAUCCUGUCAAGAAGCUUCCGGAUUAUCCACGUUUCGACCAUACCCUAAAAGCGUACAGAGGGCGUUUCAUAUAUGCAAAGCACGACGCUGACUACGUUUGGGGAACUGCAGUGUUUAAGAGUCCUCAACUGGACGUUAACGCCACUAGUGGAGCCUGCCUCAGCUUCUGGCUGUUUGCAGACCAUUCAAGCCACGUCAACCUUGACGUGUGGUCAGGGAUUGAUCGGUUGUACCGCAGCAGGGUUCGCUCUUCUCAUCACUGGGAACACGUAGUGGUGAACUUCAAGAGGCCUGAAGGAAAGUUUGAGCUGUGGAUUUCAUUCUUCAUGGCACGGGCUCUGGUGGCGCUGGACGACAUUGAAGUUAGCAGCGGGAUAUUGCGAACAAAGAGACUUUUGCUCUUGGGAAAUAGGCUCCCCGUGCCUAGCGUUGACUGUUCCGGGCAGUUUUUCCGACUGGAAUAUACGAAAUGGCUCCGAAAUUGGACUGCCGGACCACACGACGAGGAAUCUCACAGGCCGCUACCUGUACCUGAACACGACUGCGGUUGACUCUCAUCAUCCAAUAUCCCGCGUGUUCAUGCGGUCUCGUCCCCCAACCGAGGCUACGUGUGUCACGUUUUGGUUCAGCGGACGUGGAUUUACCGGCAAGCUA
This is a messenger RNA of Rhipicephalus microplus (southern cattle tick), 2281 nucleotides long. Its product is annotated as MAM and LDL-receptor class A domain-containing protein 1. Gene Ontology annotation, cellular component: membrane. Lineage: Eukaryota; Metazoa; Arthropoda; Arachnida; Ixodida; Ixodidae. Gene Ontology annotation, molecular function: protein binding. The record is from RefSeq and is a predicted model, not a curated record.